Amblyraja radiata (thorny skate) is the source of this 1853-nucleotide messenger RNA. RefSeq names its product ubiquitin-conjugating enzyme E2Kb (UBC1 homolog, yeast) (gene ube2kb). The transcript is spliced from 7 exons. Gene Ontology annotation, molecular function: protein binding. NCBI's taxonomy places the organism in Eukaryota, Metazoa, Chordata, Chondrichthyes, Rajiformes, Rajidae. Bases 301 to 903 code for a protein of 200 amino acids. The record is from RefSeq and is a predicted model, not a curated record.
ACACGGGUGAGGGAGGGGUGGAGGUCUGGCCCUGUCCUACUGGACAGUGCUCCUGGCGGCCUGAGUUUACUGGAUGAAGAUUAGAGCGGGCGGGCGGGCAAGCGCUGCUGCUGCUGCUACACCGCUGCUGCCGAGUCCGGAGCCGGAGCGGAGCCGGCGCUCGCCCUUCCCUUCUCGCCGACCCGAUUCGCUUGACAUAGAGCCGCAGUGCGCCUGCGCCGGAGCGCCGCCAUUUUGGCCGUGCUGAUAGUCUGAUGUUGUAAGGGAAGGCUAAGCCGAGGCCGAGCAGCGUGUCGUGAAAUGGCCAAUAUCGCAGUCCAGAGGAUUAAACGAGAGUUCAAGGAGGUCUUGAAGAGCGAAGAGACCAGCAAGAAUCAAAUAAAAGUAGAACUCGUAGAUGAAAACUUUACAGAAUUGAGAGGGGAGAUUGCAGGGCCUCCUGAUACACCGUAUGAAGGAGGGCGAUAUCAACUAGAAAUUAAAAUCCCAGAAACGUAUCCAUUUAAUCCACCAAAGGUUCGGUUUAUCACAAAAAUUUGGCAUCCAAAUAUUAGUUCAGUAACAGGAGCCAUUUGUUUGGAUAUUCUGAAAGAUCAGUGGGCUGCUGCUAUGACUCUACGGACAGUUUUAUUAUCGUUACAAGCCUUACUGGCAGCGGCUGAACCAGAUGACCCACAGGAUGCAGUAGUUGCACAACAGUACAAGCAAAAUCCAGAGAUGUUCAAACAGACAGCAAGACUCUGGGCACACGUGUACGCUGGAGCACCAGUACCUAGCCCUGAGUAUACUAGAAAAGUAGACAAAUUGUGUGCUAUGGGCUUUGAUAAAAAUGCAGUAAUAGUGGCCUUGUCUUCACAAUCCUGGGACGUGGAAUGUGCAACAGAACGACUGCUCAGUAACUGAGGAAUUUGGGAUUACUUCUGUAGCCAGAUGUCCAUUCAUUGACAAACACCUCUGCCCUUUGUUCUUACUGGGUUCUGCAUAGAUUCCAUUUUAAACAUCACUGUAAUACGUGAUAAUCGCUUUAAACAAGACUGGAUUCGAUGCUCUGUAAAUAAAGCUCUCAAAAGAUCUGUGUAAAUUAAAACAAAGGGGAAACGUGAAAUACUUUAAGUUUUUUUCCUACUCUGCAUUGUAAGGAUCCUGAGUUGAGUUGCAUUCAUCCCCGAAGAUGACACAGUACACCUGCUUCAUUGCAGUUUAACAAAAUGACUAAGGUUUUCAAUUGCAUCAAUUUGUUCUUGAUAAAAACAUGUAAUGUUGACUACAUCUUAAAAUAUGGUUGUUUUCUACUUUUUGUAUGUGUCAUGGCUAUGAAGCAGCCAGUGCUUCUGAUCAAACUUUCUAUUUGGUUUGCUAUUUACUGGAGGCUGCUUCACCGUUUAAUUGUGACAAUAUUGCACAAGUUGUCCUGGAGACAUUUUCGAGUUAAGUCUUCAUCGGUACCAAAUCAAAGGUUGAGGCAUUUGCCUGAUAAUGAAUGGAUUACUUGAUAAUUCUCCCAUGGUUACAUUGUUCUCCUAAAGCCUUUGCCAUGACACAGUCAAAAAGUCUCGACACGCUAGGUUUUCUUAAUGGUUGUAGCUGUUAAGUAAUGUGGUAACCACUUUCAAUUACUUAACAGGUGCUUAAAUAUUCAGUCCCAGCUUGAGCGUCACAUUUUCUUUAAUUUACUUUGGAGGCUGUGGUGGCUGUUCUCUUUCUGUACAUAAUUUAAAGUUCACUUAGAAAUAGAGGUGUGUUAUUGAUCAGAUUGUCUGCACUCUAUUGAGUAUCUCUGAAAGUUCCAAUAAUGGGAUAUUUCCUGUAUAUACAGCCAAGCUUUCUAUUCGUAUUAAAAUAUUUCAUCUUGA